AACACUUGUCAAAAUGACACCCAAAUACACAGACGCCGUUCAGGGAAAAGAGCUCUACAACUACUUCGGCAACCGAGUUGUGGCAUCGACAACUUCACAAGGAAAUGUCGUGGCCGUCAAACACAAACCCGCUGGAGGCUUCGUGCGAUCAGAAGCACAAAUGAUGCACUACGCCUCACAGCAAGGAAUCCUCGCCCCGCGUGUCCUUGGCUCAUAUGAUGUCGAACCGGAAGUCAUUGCCACCGUAACAGAUCUGGUUCCGGGCGAGUCACUCGAUAAAGUCUGGCAUGCAAUGAACAAAGAGCAGCGGAAUUCAAUCAAAGCACAACUCAAGGAGCAAAUACGUCUCUUUCAAACCUGUACGCAGCCAUAUAUCGGACGAAUCAACCACCAGGAAACUUUUAAUUUCUAUGAUCGACUUCAUUUUAGGUUUAUGGGACCAUUCGAUACAGAAGAGGAGUUCGACAAUUGGUGUCUUGCACGUGUUAAAUCCCCAAUGGCUGCUGCGAUGUGGAAAAAGUUACUUCCCAGGAUGCGUGGAGAUAGACCAUCGAAAUUUGUAUUGACUCAUGGAGAUCUCGCUGCGCGGAAUAUCAUGGUCAAGGAUGGGAAGAUCACUGGAAUCGUGGACUGGGAGUACUCUGCAUUCUUUCCCGAGUACAUGGAGUAUGCUCUUGCAACAGUGAUUCACGAUGGCCAUGAAAGCUGGUGGUUGCCUGUUCUGAAGGAGGUUCUUGAGCCUUGUGGAUUUCAAAGAUCUAGAUUUACUGCCACGAUCAAGGAUAGAGGGUGGUGAUUUACUUUCUGGCUUUUGUGGUUUAUUUAAAAUGGUUAUUCCCCCUCGUUCAUAAUAUGAGAAAUGAGAUAUAAUGCCA
Messenger RNA from Aspergillus wentii DTO 134E9, 875 nucleotides. RefSeq lists its product as uncharacterized. NCBI's taxonomy places the organism in Eukaryota, Fungi, Ascomycota, Eurotiomycetes, Eurotiales, Aspergillaceae. The record is from RefSeq and is a predicted model, not a curated record. Gene Ontology annotation, molecular function: protein kinase activity. Gene Ontology annotation, biological process: protein phosphorylation. The transcript has a single exon. Bases 14 to 796 code for a protein of 260 amino acids.